AUGGAAAAUGGUAUCUUUGAGAAGACCACAAACCAAAAUUCCAACACUGAAAAGGAAAGUUGUUUCACUCCUGACAGCUCCACUCUUGACAUUACACAAAAUGAUGUAAAUACUGAAGAAAUGCCAGUGGAGGAGCCGGAAGCUUGUCAUCUAGAGGAAAAGUUUUUAGUAUUCAAGUGGCAACUUCUACAGCUCUUUCAGUUUUGCCCAAGAUGUCAUUUUCCAGCAUCAACAACAGUAUGUUCUACCAACAGUUGUGCUUCAUUGGAGGCAGGCACAAAUUUCUAUCAUUGCCGACUUGAAUCACAGAACAGAGGGUUGGUGCUUGCUGGUGAUGGACGCUCGGACAGCCCUGGUCUUUGUGCUAAAUAUGGUGCAUUCACUUUCAUUGAAACCAAGAUCAACAAAGUUCUAGACAUUCAACAAGUGCAGAGCAAUGAAGUUCCAAAUAGUUCAUGGUGUGAGCAUGAAGGGUUAAAAAGAAGCAUUAGAUUUUUGAAGGAUGAGGGGUUGCAGUUAGACACCCUUAUUACAGACAGACACAGACAGAAUAACAAGUGGAUAAAGGAAAACCUUGAUGGAACAAACCACUUCUAUGACAUCUGGCAUGUUGCCAAGGGCACAGGGAAAAAACUGGAAGCUUUAGCAAAGGUCAAGGAUUGUGAUAUUGUUGGUAAAUGGAAGCAGUCCAUCACCAAUCAUAUGUAUUGGUCCGUAGGUUCUACACCAGAUAACAAUGGGGAUUUGAUUGUUGCCAAGUGGGAGUCGGUUAUGUGCAAAACAUCCACACCAACCACCCGAAUGCUCUUUUCCAAAGUUGUUUUCAUGAUCCCCUGGAAGAAGAUGAUGAGCGGGAGAUUGAGUGGCUUAAUCCAACAAGCAAAGCCUUUGAACAAUUGGAAAAGAUUCUUUUAAACAAGACCCUCUUAAAAGACAUUUCAAGACUUUCCAGUCAGGAGCAGACAUCUUCCUUGGAGGCUUUUCAUAGCUUGAUACUCCAUUUUGCUCCCAAGAAUACAGCCUUUUCUUAUCUUGGAAUGUUAUGUUGACUCUUCUUGGCUGGACUCCAUUAUAAUGAGAACUCUGAUCAUGACCAAAUGUUCAACAGACAAGGUGAAGCUUGCUUCACAAUCAGAUACCCGAAAGGAAGGAAAGGACAAGCUGUUGUACGUCCUGACAAAACUAAGCCUACUUAUGAUUAUGCCAUGCAUCUCCAACAAGAAUUGGUAGAUCGAUAUAUACAAGGGCCAAGCCAACUACGAGAUUCCAUCAAUAAGCUACGUGCUAGGGUACCCAACUGUCUAUCCACAAAUGCAGAUCAACCGGACAAGGCAGAAGCAGUGGAGAUGUUUGUGUCCAGAUAUAACAGAUGACACUUGAAACAUUUAUUUGUGUCUAUUAAUUAUGCUUUAUUGUUAUACUUUAUUGUUACAGCCACAUAAAAUUGUAAACUUAUAUUUUCACCUAAUGAGAAUUCCGUAGAAACUUUGUGCACAAGGCAUGAAGAAACAUCUUGUUGUUGAGUACCAAAACCAGUAUGUACAUGUAUUUUAUUGCCUUUAAGGUCUGACAAGUUGUAAGAACUUGUUGAGAAAUGCUGCAUUAGACAGUUUUUUGGGGGUUUGAACGCUUAAUUGUUAGAAUGACCUUACCGAGGUUUCUAUUUAUUUGGCCACUCAAAGUUUUUGUAUUGUCCAUCAUUUGCAGGAAAUGCAUUUCUAAUGCGUGACAUUACAGAGGCUGGUAAAGGAGUAUGGUUGUUCUUUCCCAGGAAACCCCAACACCAUCUUACUAAUUGACGAUAAGCCACAUAUCGAAACUUCCUAAAAUGUUACACAUUUUUUUGUAAAGAUUGUGCUUUAAUAUAUAAAAUGUGUUUGAUAUUUAACCAUG
This is a messenger RNA of Saccostrea echinata, 1893 nucleotides long. RefSeq lists its product as uncharacterized. The transcript has 8 exons. The record is from RefSeq and is a predicted model, not a curated record. Bases 1 to 915 code for a protein of 304 amino acids. Lineage: Eukaryota; Metazoa; Mollusca; Bivalvia; Ostreida; Ostreidae.